Guyanagaster necrorhizus is the source of this 4004-nucleotide messenger RNA. RefSeq lists its product as uncharacterized. Bases 90 to 3710 code for a protein of 1206 amino acids. Lineage: Eukaryota; Fungi; Basidiomycota; Agaricomycetes; Agaricales; Physalacriaceae. Gene Ontology annotation, molecular function: protein binding. The record is from RefSeq and is a predicted model, not a curated record. The transcript has 3 exons.
AUCAAUUUCCGAAUAUACUGGUCAUUUGUUCAAUCACCUCUCAUUAUUCGCCUGCAGAUACUUGUCUACCUGGACGAGUGGGUGGGUACAUGCUGGAACCCGUUGCAACCGCACUUUUCACUUCUGUCCUUGGUAGCCAUAUAGGACAACCGGCUGCGUUCCAGGCUACUGCUCGAUCAAUGCGACGCUCUUCGGCAAAUAUUUUGACGUCUGAUUUCUUUAUUCCCCAACCAAGACGCGUCAAGGAUAAGGGGAAAGCAAGGGCAACGGGGGUCCGACUUGAACUGCACGAGUGCACCCCGGAUCGUCUGUUGCAAUGUCGAGAAUGGUCGUGUAUCGCCCGGCACUCGAUAUGGUGUUCAAAUCGCCAUCGACGGCUUCUGAUGAAAGAGUUCCCUUUGGUUGAAGACAUUCCAUCCAGAAGUCGUAUCUCCACGCGAAUUCCCGCCACCCUGCAUCCAUAUUCUUCUCGUCGUGUCGCUGUUCGUGCUCACGGUGGGCAGAGAAGACAUGUUUCGCGUACUUCGAAAACCGGACCGCCGUCUGACGAUUCCGGAGUUUCUUCUGUCGCCGAGGCAGGUUCUGAAGCUGUUGAUGCAUCCCUCAUACAUCCGGAAGUGGCGUCUGAGAUUCCAUACGACUCUUCCGACUCUCGGUGGGUUCUACCAUCGCAUCUCCUUCCACCGGAUAAGAGCGCACAAGCAAUACAUUCCCUUCACCGUGUUGCACUCAAACCUCCAGACGAUUUUGAUAUUGAAGAAGCCUGGACGGUUUACGAGUCUGUCACUGAGGAGCAUGCAGAGCAUCUAACAAGUGUUUACCUUCUCCACCAACUCGUAGAGCGUAUGCUGUACACAGCGGAAAAAUGGUACGACUCAAAAACCGGCCUAGAGGCGCUUCAUCAAUGGGGGGACCGGAUAAAACAUCUCUUGCAAACCCUAGAAUCACGGAUAUUGUCUCCUUCCCGGUUUCACCAUGCACAUUGCUGUCUCACCGCACGUGCACACGCAUUAACCGGCGAAUACGAGCUCGCGGCGCAGUACCUCCAAGCAGCGCGCGUGUACAGGGAAUGUACACCGGUGGACGUCAUCACGAUGCACCUGAGCAUAUUGCUAUCAAAAGUUCGCUAUUAUGAUGUGCGUCAAAUGGUGGCAUACCUUCUUGCUGAAUGGAACGACGUAAGCGCCUAUCUUACCGUACCCUGCCGACAACCAUUUCCCUCCGACCCUGUCCAGCGUGCAUGGACACUGUUUUUCUUUACCGUGACAGACCUGCUGUGCCACGUUCCAGAUGCCAAUGUUUUUUUUGCCCCGGAAGCGCGUCUAGAGGUUAUCCAAAAGGAGCGUAUAGGUAGCUUGUUCAUCCAAGCACACUGCACUCGUUCGCGACCUAUGCAUGCUUGGGAUGUUUUUCGGGCGAUGCACGCCCAAGGCCUCGUCCCGCAACUACAGGUCCACCUAGCCCUUGUUCGCGCGCUAACGAAGGAGGAAGCGAUGGGUCCUGCGAAAGAGGCUUUUUCUUACCUCGCCCAAACACAUGCCAAGUCCUACCUGUCGACUGCACUUUAUCUGUAUGCCCACGACGGCGACUUUGAAAGGAGCGAAUUUUUUUUCGACCAGCUCUCACAUGACGACCUGGUGUCGAGGGAAGAUACUGCGAUGUUGAUGCAUUCGUACGCGGUGCACGGCAAGGUCAAGCAGGUGCUACACUUGUUUAAGGAAUUCUUUCCCGAGUUUGUGAAUGCGAAAGGGCAGCGAAGGCGGGCGAACGAUCCUCGGAAUAUCCACUAUGCUACCGUGUUGUAUGCUUAUGCACGCAGUGCCGACCUCGGUGGUAUUGACCAGUGGUUGGGAGUCAUGCGUGAGGCGGGUAUCAAGGUCAACGUGGUCAUGUAUACUAUGAUCCUCCAGGCGAUGGCCAUUAAGGGAGAUCUGGAAGCACUAGGUCUCACUAUGGAGCGGAUGCAAAGCUCUGGCAUGAAGCCUACCGUCGCCACGUAUACUACUCUCAUUUCAACCAUGGCGAAGAUGCAGGAUCCGCUUACUGCUGAGAAGCUUUACAAGAAAGCGCUGGAAGAUGGGAUCAAACCGAAUUCUCGUAUGAUCAAUACUCUAAUGACUGCUCAUGCUGAAGCGGGGUCAUGGAGAGGAGUUAUCAGGAUAUUCGACUACGUCCGUUCGAUGCCCAAUACGCCAUUGACCAUCGACAUCUGCAAUAUCUUACUCAAAGCCUACGUUCGGAUUGGAGCACCAUUCCGUAUCGUAGCGCGUUUAUUCAUGAAACUCAAGUAUUCUUCUGUUAAACCUGACAAGUACACUUAUGCGCUAGUCAUCCUCGCUGCGUGCGACGCUGGCCUCAUGCCUACAGCCACGAACCUGUUUUAUGAGAUGGACCGCUCUGCAACAUUUAUCUCCGACAUCAAAGUCACCGUUCAUGUCAUGACGAUGCUCAUGGGAGGUUGGCUCCGGUUGAAUAAAAAGAAGAAAGGAAAAAUCGUGUAUGACAUGAUGGUCGACCGGGGGAUCCAGCCUAACUCGAUCUCGUUUGGGGAGAUCCAGAACGCGUAUGGUCUCGAACGCUCGGAUGCGGGGCUCAAGCUCGCGGAAGAAUUCAUUGAAACGCUGAUGAGUGCUCCGCCGGAGCACCGUACAUGGUUAGUUCCCCCGCGAGUAGGCAAGACGUCCAUGGACCACAUCUACGCGGCGGUGCUGUGGGGCUACUCACGCAAGGUGCAACCGGAGGACGUAGAGCGGGUGUACCAGCACAUGCUAGACCACGGUGGAGCGCCGACACUAGGGAUGCUCACUGCGCUGAUGGACGCCUAUAGGAGGUCGAGGAAUGUCGACGCGGUGCUCCAGGUGUGGCCACAAGUGUUCCAGAUGGGGUUGCAGCUCACUCAGCAGACUCGUGUGUUUGGACUGGAUAAAGAUGGACGGGGCCAAGUGAGAGUCCGGGGAGACAUGCUGAGUAUCCCACUGUCGAUAUACAUAGAUGCUCUCUCCCGUGCCGCCCUCUUCACGGAGGUUGCAGCGAUCUGGAAGCGUUUCCAGGAUCACCAGUUCGUAUUCACGUCGAAUAACUACAACCAUCUCGUAAUCGUACUCCUCCGGGCCGGGGAGAUCGAGCGGGCGUUUGAGAUUGUGGAGAAGGUGAUUUUACCUUAUCAGCGCAAGUACAAGGCGGUGGUGAGCGACCGAGAUCAGCAGCCGGAGACGCCACUGCUGUUUGAGGAGUAUGAUAGGAUACUGCAGGAGGAGCGAAGGGGUGACUGGGGCAGGGAGAGGAGGGAGUCAGGGAAGAUGCAUGUCGAUAUGUUCAAGCGAGAACCAUGGACGGAGCAGAUGAUGGUAGAGGAUGAACGGGAGGAUGACUACGCGCAUCCGCUGUACAUCCUGCAACAGAUCUCCCCAGGGUGGAAUACAUGGCGGCCGCACCGGGCGACGAUGAGCGCGUUGUUGAUGGUCUUGCUGAGACUGAAGGCGGGGCUGCUGUUGGAAGCAAUGGCCUUGCAUAAGCAGGACCCCGAUGAGUUUCCGGCACAAGGGCGUGAGGAACUUGUGGCAGAACGCGAGGAGAGCGAGGCGCUGUUGGGAAGUUUGUUCGGGCAGUUCCCCGACUCAGUGGAAGAGCUGAGGGUGUUUGAGAUUAAGGAGAGGAAUCGAUUAGUGAGUGGGUUCGAUAAGAGGUACAGGCAAUUUGUGCCAAGAUGAUUUGGAUUUGAUUGGGUUGGUUGGGUUACGAGCUCAGAAUCGAUUAACGAUAUCCCAGCUGAUCAUCCUGGCGACAAUGCUUGCCAGGCGAUUACGACUCAGUCGUCAGUCGAGAGGAGGUCAGGCUGAGGACCUGAGGCGAAAAAGGGAAGGUUUAAUAUCUACUUGUAGAAAGGAAAAGUAGCAAUACGAAUACACUACUAGUCAGGAUGCAGGUGGAAGAUAAUUUCACGUUAAAGAUACUAAUUACGGGAAGGUAAAGGAAAGUUGGAUUCAGUGGUGUGAAAAUAGUAC